AUUUUUUAGAAUCUUUAGAGAACUUAUGGCUAUAUCCAGGGACAGGAACACCAAAUUGUACUUCUUAUGUGAGAAUGUUCAAUCCAUGGAGCACCGUAUUUGCGAUGAGAUAACCAAAAUUAUUGGAGUGAAGCCCAGCAUUCACAAUGCAAACAAAUUUGGGUACAUGAAGCGGCCUCGUAUUUUUUGGGGAAAUUUGCCUGUGUUUGGUGAAGCAGAGACACCAAUAGGUACAGCAAAAGUCGGUCAUGUGCAAGAAAUCUUGUCAUAUGGGAGGAAGGCAAAUGUCUCCAUACUGCCCAAAUUGACAACUACCUAUCAUUCCCAAGUAACAGGAAAAGGAUGUUCUAAAAAGUUACCUGUGAUUGAAGAUGGUAUUGAAAAACCACUGCUUACUGUUGAGAUGGAGAAGGCCUUCCAAAAUCGUUUACUGAUGGGGCAGAUCUUGGAAAAGUUGCUAGGAGGGAAUUGUUGGGAAGGGCUUGGUGUGCUAACACUAUAAGUGAGUUAUUACAACCAUUAGCAGAAAUCUUCAAAACCUGUUAAUGAAUCAAUUUGGGAAGGGACGGGUGAGCUAAUUGUGUAUGUUCUUUGUAUAAGUGUGAUGAAGAUAAAGUCUGCAAAUUCUAGUACCUAAACUAUUGUUCUUUGUAGUCAAAUCCUUUUUUUUUUUUUUGUAAACAGAGUAAAAAUUAAAUGUUUAAAUUUGAGAAGCAAUAUUGAUAUUCUCAAAAGUAGUAUUUUCCUUGUUCCUACUCUAGGGUCAGAGCAUAUUAAACUGACUUUAUUUCAAAACAAAUUGCAAAUUAUUGAGUCUCUGUCUCAAUCCCAACACUUACAGCUGAUUUUUCAAAAUAGCCAAACUAAUUCUGACAGAAAAGAAAUUUUGCAAUUAGUUUCUCAUUUAUUACUGAAAGUUCACAUUUUA
Molecule: messenger RNA, 928 nt
Organism: Frankliniella occidentalis (western flower thrips)
Lineage: Eukaryota; Metazoa; Arthropoda; Insecta; Thysanoptera; Thripidae
Product: DNA (cytosine-5)-methyltransferase 3B-like
Exons: 3
Coding region: 26-502 (158 amino acids)
Source: RefSeq, a predicted model, not a curated record